This is a messenger RNA of Lolium perenne, 492 nucleotides long. The record is from RefSeq and is a predicted model, not a curated record. Lineage: Eukaryota; Viridiplantae; Streptophyta; Magnoliopsida; Poales; Poaceae.
AUGGACAACGCAGGAUCCACCUCCAGGGCUAUCUCAGCAGACCGAGCGUGCACUGAAAUUACACUUCCACAAGCAAGUUCUGCACAAACUCCGCCGGAUGCACAGAAUGAUGGGAACGAAGGGAAUGCAGAGGUAGUUUCGACUCCACAAGCACCUAGAUCGGACAUGAGAUUUGAUACACUUGAAGAUGCUCAGAGACACUACUUGGCAUUUGCAAGGAGGAGAGGAUUUGGAAUCAGAUACAAUUACAGGAAGAAAUCCGAGGUCACUGGCGAAUACAUAAGAGCAGCUAUGGUUUGCCAUAAAGCAGGUCACCAAGCAAAAGUAAAAGAAGAUACGCAGAAACCUAAACCAGUUGUACCGGAAAGGAUGAAGUGCAGCAACAUUAGGACUGACUAUCCAGCUAGGAUGGUGUUGAAAGUCAGAGACGGUACCUGGCUGGUGACGGAAUUCUGUGAUGAUCACAAUCACCCUCGAAUCAAGAAGUGGUAG